AUGAGAAUUCUAUAUUCGUCCAAAGAAAAAUAUACAAAGUAUUUCCAUAGAGGGUACUUAAUAAAAUCCGAUACGAAUGUAAAUGACACAACAAAACUAUAUCCUUGUGUUUUUUUGAAAAGUGGAGAAAAAAGAUUGGUAAAAAAAAUCGAUAAAAAUAUAUUUAAAGGAGAAAUAUUGAAUGCUUUACUUAAAUUAAGAACUUAUACUUAUAAGAAUGACUCAAGUUUACCAAAAUAUUUACUAAAAACAUAUAACAUUUAUGAAGAUGAUAAGUUUUCUUAUGUUAUCUUUGAAAAUUGCGCCGGUGGGUUCUUUUUUGAUAUACUAAAGGACAAUAAUGUAAUUAAUGAAAAUAUAUUAGCUGAAUGGUUUUAUCAAAUAUUAACCGCUCUGAAUUUUUUAGAAAAAACAAAUAUAUAUCACGGAAAUUUAAAUGGAUACUGUAUACAUUUUAAGGAUAAGACACGAAAGGAAAUAAGAGUAAGUUUAUUAAGUAUAAAUAAUAAUUAUGACAAUAUUGAUGAAAAAGGUGACUUAUAUGGAUUAUAUUUUAUUAGAUCUCCACAAGAAAUAAAAAAAUUAUAUCAUGAUAAAAACAAUUCAUGGUAUGUAGGAAUGCUAUUGUAUUUUAUCUUACAUGGGUCAUAUCCAUUUAUAAAUAAUAAUGUUUUGGUAAAUUAUUAUAAUAUUGUACAAAAUAAUAUUCCUUUUACGGCCUUAAAACUGGACCAUAAAAAUUAUACUAAUUUGAUGUAUGAUUUUCUUAAAAGUGCCUUAGAAAAGGACUAUGACAUGAGGCCCUCAGUAGAGGGUUUACUAAAUCAUCCUUGGAUAAAAAAAAAAGGAGAGCACCCUAUAUAUGAAAUAUUGGAUGAAAAUACUCGAAGGAUGGGAAUAAACCAAAUAAAAGCCAUAGAACAAAAUAUGAACAACAUUUACGAACUCAACAAUAUAUAA
Plasmodium berghei ANKA is the source of this 960-nucleotide messenger RNA. Its product is annotated as protein kinase, putative. Gene Ontology annotation, molecular function: ATP binding; calmodulin binding; calcium/calmodulin-dependent protein kinase activity. The record is from RefSeq and is a predicted model, not a curated record. Gene Ontology annotation, biological process: intracellular signal transduction; protein autophosphorylation; peptidyl-serine phosphorylation. The transcript has 4 exons. Bases 1 to 960 code for a protein of 319 amino acids. Lineage: Eukaryota; Apicomplexa; Aconoidasida; Haemosporida; Plasmodiidae. Gene Ontology annotation, cellular component: nucleus; cytoplasm.